UCAGAAACAAAGGUGAGGUUUCCUUUCUUAUUAAAGCAUCACUUACAGUGACCAAAGAUUUUCAGCAUCAGAAAGGACAUCUGUUCCCAGCAACGAAAGAGUUAAUCUGAGGAAUUUAGUGAACACUGAUUCUGUCUGUCUUGCUGUCCCUGGCUCAUACAGUAAGAUCUCCUUUCUCAGAAGUAGAGGGUCCAGACCGACAACACCUUCUCUUUUUGUGAUCUACAAUUUACCAAAGCCACACAAUGAGAUGCACUUGCACACUUCCCUUGCUUUAUACUCUGUGCUUUCUAGGUUCAUCAAUACAAGGCUCUCAUGUAUCACAGAGCAAAGACUUGUACGUUCAUCCUACAGAAGAAGUCAGUCUACUCUCACAGAGUCUUCUCCAGAUUGGGACAGGAUUAAAGAGAGAGAUUAACCAUACAAAAGUGCAAAUCAACAGCAUUCUCCUGCAACUGAAUCAUUUUAACACAUCUCUGGCAUUACUGUCUAGGCAAAUAACCCAAGCUAGUAAACUUGGAGAAGAGCUUGACACAAAGACAAGAAGCUCUGAAGAUUAUGAUAAGAUAUAUGAGGCUCUCACUGCCAUAUAUGAAGAGCUUUUUAAGAUGCAGGCAGAAGGAGCAUCUCUAGAUAACAAGAUCAGACCUCUGGAAAGAAGGAUACAGACAGCUCUUGACAAAAGAGAUGAGCUUUCCUUGACACAGUUAUCCAUUGAAAGACAAAAUAUAAAAAUCGAUGCUCUUCAGGAAAUAGUGGACAGUCAUCAAGACCACAUCAAUGCUCAAGAAGAAAAAAUUCAACGAUUGCUGAAGAAGACCACCUCAAGAAACCUGAAGGACAAAAAAAGACGCAAUCUAGGUGCCCCGGAGAAAAGUAAAGCUUGAAAAAACAAGAUUUAUGCAUAAAUCUGAAAAAAGAACAUCACUUCAUUGACCUGAAACGAAAUAUAAAUUUUCUUUAUGGUUGGACUAUAUGUAAUUCCUGAAGAACUGAGGUGCAAUUUAUUUUUGUAGGACUAGCACUGAAAAUACAAAUCUUCCCAGUAUCACCGAGUACAUAAAACAGCAAUGCCCAAUCUACUGUGCAUUAAACCAACAAUCAGUGGA
Messenger RNA from Pseudophryne corroboree (corroboree frog), 1109 nucleotides. RefSeq lists its product as uncharacterized. The record is from RefSeq and is a predicted model, not a curated record. NCBI's taxonomy places the organism in Eukaryota, Metazoa, Chordata, Amphibia, Anura, Myobatrachidae. Bases 246 to 887 code for a protein of 213 amino acids. The transcript has 4 exons.